Messenger RNA from Anoplopoma fimbria (sablefish), 1984 nucleotides. RefSeq names its product alpha-2A adrenergic receptor-like. Gene Ontology annotation, molecular function: adrenergic receptor activity. Gene Ontology annotation, biological process: adenylate cyclase-activating adrenergic receptor signaling pathway. The record is from RefSeq and is a predicted model, not a curated record. NCBI's taxonomy places the organism in Eukaryota, Metazoa, Chordata, Actinopteri, Perciformes, Anoplopomatidae. The transcript is spliced from 2 exons. The coding region runs from base 460 to 1665 and encodes 401 amino acids. Gene Ontology annotation, cellular component: membrane.
AAAGUGGAACUGCAAAAACCAUAAAGAGUGUACUCUUAAUCAAUUGUAAUUUAAUAAACUGCAGAUAUUACUUCUAUAAAUCAAAAAUAUUGUUAAUGUCAUAUUCAGGGUCUUAGAGCAACACUAAAUUGCUUUUAAAUCUGCAGCAGCGGAUGAACUCCGCCCAUUCCUGAUCUCACUGAAGAGGAGUGAGCAUCACAGAUCCUCAGCGUCAGAUCAAGCCCAUAUAAAACAACGUACUCUCCACUUCAGCCACAACAGAUGACAAGAUCUCCCUGAGGCAGCACUAUCUGCAAAAGGAAAGAAGAACAGAUUUCAGUCAUCAAAAAUGAAAAGACUCAAUUCUCUGAUGCUGUGUUCCUGAAUGGAUGAUAUUAAUAGACUGCUGGCAAGCACAGCUUCCAAACCUCCUAAAAGAGAACUGUUCGGACAUAAUCAUUGACACCAUAACUCAUCCUGAUGGGUUGUCUGAACUUCACCAGUGGAAAUGAGACUUUGCCCGGCAGGCACCUUUAUACUAUGCAGACCUCUGUACCUUUAACAAUCCUUGUGGGUAUCCUCAUCCUGCUAACUGUGUCUGGAAAUGUAAUGGUAGUUAUUGCUGUGACCACGAGCCGAGCCCUGAGAGCACCUCAGAACUUGUUUUUAGUCUCCCUGGCAUGUGCUGACAUUCUGGUUGCCACCUUAGUGAUACCAUUCUCUUUAGCCAAUGAACUGAUGGGUUACUGGUACUUUGGUAAAGUGUGGUGUGAAAUCUACCUGGCUUUGGAUGUGCUCUUCUGCACCUCAUCCAUCGUUCACCUGUGUGCCAUCAGCCUGGACAGAUACUGGUCCGUCUCUCAAGCAAUUGAGUACAACCUGAGGAGGACACCGCGCAGGAUUAAAUGCACCAUUGUCAUAGUUUGGGUACUGGCUGCGAUCAUUUCAUUCCCUCCGCUCAUCACAAUGAAAAAGGACGAGGGUGAAGAAGACAGCCCUAAAUGUAAAAUCAAUGAAGAGAAAUGGUACAUCAUAUUCUCCAGCACUGCCUCUUUCUUUGCACCCUGCCUCAUUAUGAUUAUGGUGUAUGUUCGAAUAUACCAGAUUGCCAAGAAAAGAACAAGAGCCCAGACAGGUGAAAGGCAGAGAGAACAUCGCAAUCCAGGAGACACAAAGUGUGGCUUAGAUCCUCUGGAAAGAAAAGGCGGAGACGGGAGGCAGGUGGAAGAGGCGGACGGUGGAGAGAUCAAUGGGCUCGACGUGGAGGAUGAGCCCUCCUCGUCUGAUGGGAAUGAAAGCAUCCUUUGUUCCCUGAAGAAGAAGAGGGGUACAGCAACUACUAAAGUGGCACAUGAGAACCCUGCAGAAACCGCUCCAAAGCCAGAGGCGCAGCCCUGUGUGAGAGUGAGCAAGUGGAAAGGAAGGCAGUACAGAGAGAGACGCUUCACAUUUGUUCUGGCUGUGGUCAUGGGAGUGUUUGUUCUCUGCUGGUUCCCAUUUUUCUUCACAUACACACUCACUGCUGUGUGUGACGCCUGCUGUGUCCCAGAAACAUUGUUCAAGAUGUUUUUCUGGUUUGGUUACUGCAAUAGCUCACUAAAUCCUGUUAUAUACACGAUAUUCAAUAAUGACUUCAGGAGGUCUUUUAAAAAGAUCCUUUGUAAAAGGGAAAGAAGAGGUUUGUAAAUAAGAUUUGAAUGUGUUAAAGUUCCUAUCAGCAGUGUAAAUAUAACAUUAAAAAAAGAUAUUGAAAGAUAUUUAUUGAAUAUUUGAAAAAUGUGAAAUGUAGCAUGUUUUGCUUCAGUGUUUAACAUUUUGUGUUCUUCCACAUCAGUAGAUGUUUGUAACAAAUAGAUUGAGCAAGUAUUACACAGUGACAACCUGUGAGUUUACACUGUACAUUUGAGACGACAUGGGUGACUUUUUCUACACGUAUGUGAUGAAUUGUAACAGCAUUUAAAUGUAUCAGUCAACUAUCAGAUAUCACCUCUCAUGGUUUGGGUAC